This is a messenger RNA of Thecamonas trahens ATCC 50062, 1404 nucleotides long. RefSeq lists its product as uncharacterized. The transcript has a single exon. The record is from RefSeq and is a predicted model, not a curated record. The coding region runs from base 1 to 1404 and encodes 467 amino acids. NCBI's taxonomy places the organism in Eukaryota, Apusomonadida, Apusomonadidae.
AUGGCGCCGUGGCUUCCGCGGGAGGGCGAGUCUGUGGAGAGUUUUCUUGUCGCCACCGCGCGAUGGUAUCCCGGAACCGUGGUGACAGUUCUUGAGCGUGACGGCGACGAACCCGGACUGGUGGUGGCUAUCGAGUCCGUGCCCAACUUUAACGAUGGCAAGCCUUUUGAGAUCGAGUGUGAGCUCAUCGAUGUCCGCCCGCUCUCCGACGCGCUGGCCAAGGCCUGGCCCAAGCUCCACUCGUCGGUCGAGGCGUACAUGGACGAUGCAUGGUGGCCAGCACGGGUCUUUGGCUUUGUCGACGCCCGCCGCGUUGCAGUCAUUUUCGACGGCUAUCCAGACGAGGACCACGUGUACUCGGUUGAGGAGUUACGGAGGCCGGAGCCAAGUGCCAAGGGCAAGGGUAAGGGCAAGGGCAAGGACAGGAAGGAGCCAGGAUCGAUGUCGUCGAUUGCAGAAGAUGAUGUUGCUGACGUGAUUGGUGUCGGUCAGGCCGAGGACGAUUGUGAGGUUGGGACCAGGACCGAGGCAAUGAUCGAUGCCCAAGUCGAUGCCGACGUUGACGUCGACGUUGAUGGCGAGGACAAGGAUGGCGGCAUGGCCGAGGCCGAGAUUGAGACAGGCGAGGUUGAGAGCGCAGAGGCACUGGUUGCGGCUCUUGGUCUGGCACUGGACGACAAGCUCGCAGAGAGGAGCUCAGACGAGGCCAGCAAUGAGCACACUGAAGACGUGUUCAGCCGCAUGGCGUCGCCACGGAGCGAAGCUGGAUCCGCUGAUUGUCCAACUGGAGAGGGAGCAGAUGGCUGGCAGAAGGCCGAGGCCGGGGGUCUUAUUGGGUUCGAGGCCGAGGUUGAAGCCGAGGGAGAGGGCAAGGGCGAGGACGAGGACGAGGACGAGACCGAGAGCGGAUUCGACGCCACUAUUGAUGCCGAGGUCGAGUGGCCAGCUGUUGCCGAUGCCGUAGACGUCCAGAUUGAUGGCAAGUGGGUGGGCGGAGUGGUGGUCGAGUCGGACCGCGAUGAUGGGCGAGUGCUUGUUUCGGUCGGCGAUGGCGAGGGCGAGGACGAGGACAGGGCGGUCAAGGUCGAGCGAGACGCUUUGCGGCGGCCGCGCAAGAGCCGCCUGGCUUGGCCGCAGCCGGGCGACGUGGCCGAGGUGCAGACCGAGCCAGGACAGUGGGUGUCUGCGGCCGUGGAGCAACGGAAAGACGCUGAGGGCGGGGCACGGGUGUGGGUGAAGUUCGAGGAUGGGAGCGGCGAGGGCGUGUUUGGCAUGGACGACGUGCGCGUGCCGAUGAACGUAUGGCCGGCGCCUGGCGGACGGGUUGAGUGCUACUUUAACGGCGACUGGUACCCGCGACGGUGCAGCAGGUCAAGAUGGCAGCGAGCGGGAACCGUGUGGUAG